AUGAUAGGGUAUGCGGUUGUGCAAUCGGCUGAGGAUGUGAUUGGAGCUGCUCGCUCUCUAGCCGUAAAGGGAGAGCAUGUGGAGGCGGUCUACGCCGCACACGAACGUCUGGAGGAGGAUUUGGCGAACCUGCCAGUGAUGAUAGCUGAGUUGAGAAACCCCACAUCCUCUUGCUUGGAUCCAUGGGUGGGCGUCUCUGCGACACUGGAGUCUCUGUGUCAUGAGGUGGAGCUUUGUUUGCAGCUAUUUAGCAUAAGUGUUAGGGUUCAGCGAUAUAAGGCCCUGCGGACGGUUGCGGCCCUCUACGAUCAACAGAAGUCUUCCGCUGACCGUUUGCGGGGCUUUUUCCUCAUUAUAAGUGCAUCCUUUACGGUCGAUGCCACUGUGACUCCAAUGCCUGCCGUAAUUCUUCGGAAAUUCGCACAGGUGAUUCGCCCGUUUGACGCGAGCCAGGCCGCAGAGUGGUUGAAUGUCGGGAUUCAUAGCAUGCUCGAUGCGGCACGUUCUUCACAGGUGCCUGCUUCCUGUCCACCAUUGGGGAAGCUUAGUUCCCUCUCUGUGUUUGCGGGGAAUGGGGCGGCUGCUGCGCAGGUCAAGGCAAAGGGCGCAGCGACAUCUCUCAUGGUGUGUAUGUUGACUCUUUUGAUAAAGUGCAGGGCUGAGGCGGGGGAGGCGACGAUGGAAGUGCACACGCGGGAGAGUGAGCUGCGUGAAUUUUUGGAAGACGACGUCCUGAAGUCUUUGAUGCAGUUUGAAGGCGUCUGUGCCACAACAAUGCAGAAGAAGAAGCAACAUAUCCAGGCGAGAAUGGAGCGACGUAGCGCCACCAAGCGUGCGACACCCGCACCGAAAGCAGAGCGGGUUGACUCAAAAGACACCUGGGCGGGCACAGGUGGCUGUGCCACAUCUUAUCUGCAGCGGUUGCGCCAGAAUCUGGAGCACCUUUGGGACCCAGAAUGGAGGCGACACCCUGCUCGAAUUGUGAUGGUUGUCGCUGGAGUGAUUCUUCUCCUCCUUCUGACACGGCUCUUGGUUUCCCUCGUGGCUCGUGGAAUGCAGAGUUUGAAACGUACACCGUACGGGGCCAAAAAAAGACUUACUCUAUGA
This is a messenger RNA of Trypanosoma rangeli, 1107 nucleotides long. RefSeq lists its product as uncharacterized. The record is from RefSeq and is a predicted model, not a curated record. Gene Ontology annotation, molecular function: catalytic activity. The transcript has a single exon. Bases 1 to 1107 code for a protein of 368 amino acids. Lineage: Eukaryota; Euglenozoa; Kinetoplastea; Trypanosomatida; Trypanosomatidae.